Molecule: messenger RNA, 2763 nt
Organism: Colius striatus (speckled mousebird)
Lineage: Eukaryota; Metazoa; Chordata; Aves; Coliiformes; Coliidae
Gene: HAP1
Product: huntingtin associated protein 1
Exons: 18
Coding region: 1-2763 (920 amino acids)
Biological process (GO): anterograde axonal transport of mitochondrion; neurotrophin TRK receptor signaling pathway; neurogenesis
Cellular component (GO): dendrite
Molecular function (GO): signaling receptor binding
Source: RefSeq, a predicted model, not a curated record
AUGGACAGCGAUGAGCCCCUUGCCCACCCCGAGAUCCCCUCAGCAGGGCAGGAUUGCACCUCCCGGGACCCCCAGGCGGAGGCCGGACUACACGUCCCGGCAUGCCCGGCCCCGCUCCGCACCUGCCCGGGGAGCGGCUCCUGUUAUCGGCGGGGCCGCGGGAGCGAUGUGCGAGGGCUCGGCCGGCGCCGAGGGAGCAGCGCGCAGCCGCAGGAGCUGGAGAAGAGACUUUGCCAACCGCCAGCACUGCUCCAAGGAGCCAGGGAGCCAGGUGCUUCUCCACAUGGCAGCCAGCCCUCCCACAUAACGCCAGCCAAACUGGACACCCCAAUCCCACGAGAGAACCCCCUGGGCCAGCACCCGCCCACCUGCAACCCCCAGCCCAGCCCUGACCCACCUGCCACUGCCCUGUCCCACGCCAGCCCCACGUCCCACGGGGCGGUCACAGGCAGACGCCGCGAUGCCGCGACCAUCACUGACCUGUGCAGCGGCAAUGUCCCCGAGGUGGAGAUCGUCAGUCUGCUGGGCGAGCAGCUGCCCCGCUACCGGCUGCGGGCUGACACCGUCUUUGGCUACGACCACAACGACUGGCUGCGUGCUUCCCCCGGCUCCCUGGAGCCCCCAGCCCCCCUCACCCCCCAGCAGAUCGAGGAGACCCUGCAGUACUUCCUCCUGUGUGCUGAGCGAGCAGUCAGGAUCACAAAGACCUACCAUGACAUUGAUGCCGUCACCAACCUGCUGGAUGAGAAGGAGCGGGACCUGGAGCUGGCAGCUCGCAUCGGGCAGUCCCUGCUGAAGCAGAACCGGAGCCUGACUGAGCGCAAUGAGCUCCUGGAGGAGCAGUUGGAGUUGGCCAAAGAGGAGAUCGCACAGCUGCGUCAUGAGGUCUCCAUGCGGGACGACCUGCUCCACUUCUACACCAGCACAACAGAGGAGAGCGAGCCCACCUCUGCCACCUCCACGCCGCUGCGCAGGCACGAGUCCUCUCUGUCCCUGCAGCAGUAUUUCCAGUGUGACACCUUGCAGCAGAAACUCAAGUGCCUGGAGGAGGAGAACCAGAAGCUUCGCAUGGAGGCCACCAACAUUGCAAAUGAGACCUGUCAGUAUGAGGACCAGGAGCAGCAACUGAUGAUCGACUGCGUGGAGCAAUUCUCUGAAGCAAGCCAGCAGGUUGUUUACCUCUCGGACGAGCUGGCCCGCAAGGCAGAGGACACAGUCCGGCAGCAGGAGGAGAUCAGCCAGCUCCUGGCACAGGUGGUGGAUCUGCAGCAGAAGUGCCGGGGGUAUGGCUCAGAGGUGGAGGAGCUCCAGCAGCACUUGGCUGUGGCAAAGGAGGUGCAGCAGCAGCUCCGGACAGAGCUGCGGGACCUGCAGGAGAAAUACGUGGAGUGCGGUGGGAUGCUGCAGGAAGCACAGGAGGAGAUCAAGAGCCUGCGCAGCCGCAGCCUCCCCAACAGCACCAUCAGCCGCUACACCUCGCCCAGCCUCCUGCCUGUGGAUUCGCUGGCGGCUGAGAUCAAGGGGAUGAUGAGGAAAGGGACAGACAGCUCCUCUGACUGCAACUACCUGCGGGCCUUUGAGACGGUGAAAGCAGUGAACCAGGUGGCCAAAGCCAAGUCUUGCUCCGUGUCUCCCGGCACCACACCGGGCUCCAAGCAGUCGUCAGCAGCCCCGUCCCGGGGGGCCAGCACCCCCCGCACCGCCUGCCCCAGCUCAGAGGGCCCCCAGGGCGAGGGGGCUGGGGAAGAGGCGCAGGCAGCCCCGGGCAAGCAGGACCUGGAGGCAGCGGUGCAGCGGCUGUCGGUGCGGCAGCAGAGCCACGACUCCGAGGAACGUUCCUUCUUCGAGGCCGAGCGUGAGCACAAGCUGUGGCGGCUGAAGGAUGGGGAGAGCUCCAGUGGCUUCCUCACCCCUAACGAAAGCAUCAUCUCCACGGGGACCAACUACUCGGGGGGCUCGGAGCUCACCACUGGCUCCAGCUUCUCGCUCGGCUCCCUCACCUACCUGCCUGACAAGCUGCAGAUUGUGAAGCCCCUGGAAGGCUCUGUGACACUUCACCACUGGCAGCAGCUGGCACAGCCCAACCUGGGUGGGAUCCUGGUGCCCCGUCCUGGGGUGCUCACCAAAGACUUCAGGCAGCUGGACAUCGACCUGGAGGAGGUCUACAGCCUCAAUGACCUGGAGGAGGACGAUGUGGAUGCCAGCUCCUUCCAGCUGCACCCAACCUCAACACCGGCCAAAGCCAAGGAGCGCCCUGGGGUGUUCCUCUCUGUUAACAACCUCCCCCAGACCCCGUCUACCUUCACCAUCACCACCUGCCACAUCCUCCAUCCCACCACUGAGAUCACCAGGGUGACACCCAGUCUGCAUAACGCCGUCCUGCCUUCUUGUCGGCCCUUUGAGGGGCUGAGGCUUGGCAACCCUUCGCCAGAGUCAUCUCGCCCCAUGCUGGCUCCUGGCCCCGGACCCCCAACCGCCCCUGUGGGACUCGUCAGGCUGUUACUGGUGCAGGGCAUCUCCGCCUUGGUGCCACGGGCUGGCUCAUGGUGUGCUCCCCAGCUCCCUUCCCAGGACCCCCAGCACGCUGACACCCAGCCCCUCCCCACACUGAGGGGACAGGAUGGAACCUCCUCCAGGAGCAGCAUCUUCAGCCUAAAUCUGGUGGAGAAGCUGCAGCGCCUGGGGCUGGACAAGGUGGUGGCCAGAGGGGAGAUGUCCUACAGCCAGGGAGAGCGCAGGAGAGCCCGGGAUGCACUGACGUGA